This is a messenger RNA of Fusarium odoratissimum NRRL 54006, 2798 nucleotides long. RefSeq lists its product as uncharacterized. Gene Ontology annotation, cellular component: mitochondrion. Gene Ontology annotation, molecular function: oxidoreductase activity. The coding region runs from base 107 to 1036 and encodes 309 amino acids. The record is from RefSeq and is a predicted model, not a curated record. NCBI's taxonomy places the organism in Eukaryota, Fungi, Ascomycota, Sordariomycetes, Hypocreales, Nectriaceae. The transcript is spliced from 3 exons.
CAGCUUUUGUGAGUUAAUGUCAAUGGUAGUCCACUCCACUAUGACAUGCACAUGCUAACAUGAGGCCAUCGACUAUAAUCGCCCCUGGACAGUUUUAUGUGAAUUCAUGCCUCUCAAACUUGCAAUCAUUAGUCCUUGUGUCUCUUUAUCGGGUCAAAGAUUCGGACUUGCUGCCAUCAACCUCAUAGCCUUCUGCGUGAGACCAAAAGCCAUGUCGACUCAACGCAGUGGUCAUCUAGAAAGGACAGCUCAGGAGCCACGAGAUGAGAGUCUUCUGGAUGUAAGACUUGAGCGUAUAGAUCAGGUGAAUGAGCGAAUUAGAUUGUAUCGUCUCAAACUCGAGUCGGGGCCAAUCAAGUUCUUGGCCGGUCAAUGGCUCGAUACAUACAUCCCAGGGAACCCCAAACCAGGCGGGUUCACACUCACAUCUACACCUCGCGCGGCUGCCGACCCCAAGUCUCCCUACCUGGAGUUAGCAGUACAAGAAUCUCCGGAGAACCCUCCUGCGGCAUGGCUCUGGCAGUCACCGUCCGAUAUUACUGGUUCCAAGCUACAGGUGCGUGUUGGAGGAAGCUUUGUCUUCCCACCAUCUGAGAUACCACUCAACGACAUAAGCCAUGUGGUCUUUGUUGCGGGCGGCGUGGGGAUCAACCCACUCGUCAGUAUGAUGGGACAUAUAGCUGAAGAGGGAUACAACCUUGAGGUCAAGGUUCUCUACGCUAGCAAGUUACCUGCGCAGGGCCUCAAGGGUGUUCUUUUUCUGGAGAGAAUCAGAAAAUGGUUUACAGAAAAGGAACUUAUUGGUGAUUUGAAAGUGUUUACGACAGGGAUAUAUGACGGGCAUAUCGAGAGCCGUGAACUUGAUGUUCAUGAAAGGAGAUUCACAGUUGAAGACGUGAAGGAGGCUAUGGGUGAGAAGAACAAUAGUGUGGUAUAUGUCUGUGGCCCCGCGACGAUGACGGAUGAAAUAGUUGAUGGCUUGGCAAGAGACGGUGGGAUGGACAAGAACAGAGUUAUGCUUGAGAAGUGGUGGUAGGAAUCGGCAGCAUAACAUCUGUGGAUGGAUAAAUUCCAGGAUCACGACAACCACGAAACUUCACAGGAAUCAGCCCAUCAUCUAUAUAUAACAUCUGUUUGGAGUUCACAUCUGGGAACUGCAGAUGAAGGAGCCCAUAAUGUAUCUGUUUGGUUGCGCCUUGGUAUCGUUACAAAACCAUAUAUAUAGUCACCAGCACCCAUCACUUAUGCGUCCGUAUUGUUGACCCAGUUCGGCCGUUGCUAUUGUAUAGCGUGUACCAUGUUUCGAUGGGGUCCCCAUUUAGGAGAAAAGGUCCUCGGCCUUCUGUCGUUGCUUCGAUCUCCCUCCUCCAAAUAGCUCCUUGCCAGUAUUGUUGCUACCAAGCUUAGUAGGGAACAAUUCGCGUGCGUUAGCUGAAGCAGCACCCUUAAUCGCAAAGCCCUCUCCGCUCCCCUGCUGGCUCGCCAUGCCGCGGAUGUUGAAUGAGUUACCAUCGCCUCGUGCAUUGGGCACAGAAACAAUCUUGGGGCGAUCCUCAUCCUUGAGGCGGGCUGAUCCUAUCGCUCGCUCGAGGGUAUCCAAGUUUCCUCCACCAAACUGCUUGAUCGACUUCUUGGUCGGAAACAACUCCUUGGAAUUGUUACUGCCUGAUAUACGAUCCUUAAGAUCCCGCGCUCGCGUUCUGUUCCCAGAUGAGCUAGCCCUCUCACCCAUUAGAUCAUCGCCGUCGUUAUCGCGCCUGGGAGAUGCAGAUCGGUCGCGUUGUGAUUUCCGGCCUGAAAACAAUUCCUUGCCUUGAUUCUCGCGGGCAUAUGAGCGUGGUCGUUCCUCUAUGUCUGAGUCGCGUCUUCUCCGUGUUGGGCGAGGCGCAUCAUCGUACAUGCUGGCUUCGAACGUCUCAACGUCAUCGUCAGAGGCGCGUCGUCGCCGGCCCUCGCCACCCCUAUGAUAGCCAUCGUCACGAUCCCUGUACCUUGACCGGUUUUCCUGAUUCCUGCGUCGUCGCUCCUCGGGGUCGUGCUCGGGAUGAAGGAGGUAAUAGCGGCUGCGCAAGGCAGCACCAACCUCUUUUUUGUCGCUUUGUAUGGCAAAUCUCACCUGGAGAGAAAUCUCUGGCUUCCCUUCAAAAGGCUUCGCAGGCAGAGUCUCUCCAAUUGCCAAUGCUGUGGCAUCUGCGACGGGAACAGAGCUCAAGGCAACAAUUGCAUCGCGCGCCGUGGGUUCAGAAGGAAAGAGGAGAUUUGCGGAAGAAUCGUCAAUCCACUCGAUUCUGUCGACAUCGCCGAAGUGAGCCUUGACGUAGGCUUUGAUGUCGGAUGUGUGUAGAGAGUCGACACCCUUGAUGUGGAUUUUUGUCGGGAUGAGGGUCUUUGAGUCGUCGGUCGGAGGUUCGUCUUCAGCCACCUCGCCAGGCUCUUCAGGCUCGUCAGGUUGCUGAAAGGGAAGUCAAUUUCGGAUGGCAGCAGUCUGACUGUUAGUCAAGCUUACGAGAAUAUCAUCGCGACCGACGUCGAGAAUAGGUGCGUCGUGAACCGUGUCGACGGCAUCGUCCAUCUCAAUAUCGAGAUCCAUGGUCCGUCAAGAUCUGAGGUGCGUUAAGUAUUGGAGAAAGUGUGUAUGUGACUGUGGAUGGUGCGUGGGCAGUAACUUUGUGUUCUGAACAGUGAAUCAUACAAGUCAAAGAACGCGCUGAUGAAAGAGAAGCGGUUGAAAGAAGAAGUAGAGGCUGGGAGAAUAGAAGAAAAGAUGCAAGUAUACAAUUGCGGUUUACGGUUUUGAG